CAAAAUAAAGCCCUCGUGACAUUUGACGGUGACAGGUGCGCGUGUGUGAUCUACCCGAUAGGGACACGCCUCCCGCAUGGACAAUGCACACGUGCAGUACACGACGAAAACAUUAUUCUUUAUGACAUGAAGUGAGACAUGGUAGUGGUGGUCGCCGUGUCUGUGGUGGCGCCACUGCUGCUGCUGGUGGUGGUGCUCAUCAAGUGUCUGGGUUGCCUGAGGAAAAAAGAGGGUUUCAAGACUUUUGAAAAUGAGGAUUCUCGUAUGGAAGCGAGAAUCAACCCUGGCUUCGCCAUGGGUCAAGAUGUGGACACCAGAGAUCAGACAAUGUCAACAACCAUUCAGAUCGAACCCCUACCAGAGCUGCUGGCCGAGUCCACACCCAGGAAGCCAAAGAUAGCAUGUGUGGAGAAGACAAAGCAAGAGGCAGCCUUCAAGCUUGUUGUAAUAAAUAACCCUCACCCUUUCCCAAGGCGACAGCUGACCUACUUGAAAGAAAUUGGAACUGGAUGGUUUGGACAGGUACUGGAGUCUGAUGCAGAGCACAUUACAACAGGGAUUCCUCUGAGUCGUGUCGUGGCCAAAGUCUUGAGAGAUGAUGCAUCUAACUCGGAGAAGAAACUCUUCCUUGAGGAUGUAGUACCUUACAGGGAACUGGAACACUCCAAUGUGCUGCGUCUGCUGGGCCAGUGUACUGAAAGCGCCCCCUAUCUCAUGAUUCUGGAGUAUGCUCAGAUGGGUGACCUCAAGACGUGCGUGAAGAAAUUGAAGGAUCGAGCUGAAGUUAUGAUGCAGAACUACCAGGUGGUUAAGUUUGCCAUUGAUGCUGCGAGUGGAUUGGCUUGUUUACAUCGCCAUGGUUACAUACACCAGGAUUUUGCAGCCCGAAACUGUGUGGUGAUGUCAGAUUACACGGUCAAAAUAGGGGAUUAUGGGAUAUCCGAGGAUGUGUUCAAGGAUGACUACUUCGUCAGUGGGAAGGAGAGUCUCCCCAUCAGGUGGAUGGCUCCAGAGUCCCUCAGUCAGCAAUCAGGCAACUGGCAAACAGCCGUCAUCACCAGGGAGGCAAAUAUCUGGUCGUUCGGGGUGCUGCUGUGGGAGAUGCUGAUGUUUGGCAAGCAGCCGUAUGGCAACAUGGCCGACGACCAGGUGCUGCAGACGGUCAUUGCAGACCGCAUGGUCAAACUGCCAGAGCCUGACGUCAACAUACUGUUCAAGGACAGAAUAGUGGAGGUGAUGCUGUUCUGUUGGCUAAACCCAGGUCAGAGACCCAGCAUAGAGGAUGCCCAUGGUCUGCUACAGAGAUUGUAUGAAAUUGUGGCCGGUGAUCAAACUAAGGCAGAGAACUUUGAAAAGAAAUGGAACCAGAUGAUACCCCACGAGGCACGUAUUGUGGCGGCCAAACCACAGCACAAGCAGCAGACACGACCGGCAUCAGCUAGCUUUGACAGCAACUUUGUUCCAGACCCGAAACCUGAACCCCAACAACCAGUCUCCGAUCAACCUGCCAAAGCAGAGGAACUCUUUUCAGUGAAAAUUGAGGACAAUAUGUCCACCUCAGUGACCAAUGGUGACCAUAUUGCUGUCAACAUGCAGCCGAGUUUGGCCGGCAAACUGGCCCAGUUACCCACACCCUCUCGCCAUACACUGCCUGCUCACAUGACCAGCACUCCCAUCAUGGACCUAGCACCAACCCCAGCUGAACCUGAUGUCAGUCAGAAACAACAAAAAUCGGGAUCGGGGUCGAGAACCAGUAGAAAAAUUGAAGAUGAAUUCAGUGUAGCAUUAGCAGCUUCGACCAAAAGCAAUUCCAGUUCCUUAGCUUCACCAGUGCCAUCAGAGGAGAAGACACCUGAUGUUUUGAUUGAUGUGCCAAAGGAAGACACAGCUGCAGAUCUUCUGGGAGCAUUAGACAAGGAGGAGGAUUUGCCUGUGUCAUCAGAUCAGUUUGAUUUGUUGGGAGGAAAACCUGUAGUUUCCCCAACCAAGCCAGCAUCCAGUCUGCAUAUUCUUGAAGCUGUUGGGGAACCUCUACAAGAUGUACAAAAUCAGCAUAACACACUUGCAUCAGACAUAGCACUGGAGGGGAAUAAGCCAGAACAAGCACCUGCAAACAAUAAAGAUCCUUUUGCAGAUUUGUUCGGGCAAGGUGAUAUUGCAGACCAGAUAAAACCUGUGUCAUCUCAGCCAGAUGCUAGUGCUGAGCUGUUGCCUGGCAAAGGAAACCAAUCACUACUCAGUGAAUCUUCAUCUAAAGGUGAUGCAGAGUCACCUGUCUCAGGAUUUGAUGAGCCGUACAGCAAAGCUGAUCCUGCAGGUAAGCAGACGGCUUCAUCUGACACCAAACGUGACACUGAUGUAGAACCACAGAAUUUUCUUUCUAAUGAUAUAGAUUUAGUGUCGUCUCGUAACUUUCAGGCUGAGAGUAUAAUUCCGAGUACAUUCCAAUCCAAUGAGAGAUUAGCGGAUGAACCUGUUUCUAAAGGUGAGAAUGUGAAGCCGUCAGACCUUGCUCUGGACAAUGGCACAUCCGGAUAUGAAACUCCUGCAGAUCAGUCUGUCAAAUCAGACUCUAAUGAGGAAAACACAAGUGGGGCUGAAUCUUCAUCAGACAGUGCUGUGUGUGUGAGUUCCCCAGAGCUGGCAGAUGCGCCCAGUUCCUUUGAUGGAGCAGCGCCCUCCGGUGAGAAGGUAGGUACAUGUGUAGAAUAUGUGAGUGAUGAUGAGAGUAAAAGUAGUUCCUCUGAAUCCGAUAGUUCGUCUGACUCUUCAAACAGUGGCAGUUCUUAUGUAUGCGAGGACAGAAGACGGCACAUUCAGGUGACAGAUCUUGAUGCAGACGACGAUGAUUCCGAUAAUUUGGAUGAACGCCAGGAUAACAUAAGUGAUGAAGUGACAGAUUCAGAUGAGGAUCUUGACCUUAGACUUGCUAGUGAACUCUACCUCUCUAAAGGUGUCAGUUCUCCAAGAGUGUUUGAACGGCCGCCAUUAGAAACCAUUCCAGAGGACGUGAUGCCCUCACCCUCCGAUACAAGCUCCGUAGAUCUUAAAUUUGAUGCCCACUUUGACGAUGUGUUCGCCUCUCAAGAUAAUUUUGAGUGGGACGAUUUUAUGGGCGAGUCUAUUGUGGGCCGUGAUAGGACUAGUAACACUCCCAAGGCUAGUUUUGACAUGUCUGAUUGGUUGAUGGAUGGCGACUCCCUCAGCUACAGGAGCAGCGGCAGCAUCCAGUCUCCGCUUGAAAGUGUCAGCCCGGAUAUUCUCGGAACUAGUGAUCCCUCCAUACGUCUCUCGACUGCCUCAACUUCGGAGGUAAAGCGACAACGAGGCCGGACGUCUCGUUCAUAUGUAUCCGAUCUCAUCACUAAUCGUAGUAUACACGACUCCUUUACUAACACAAAAAAUACCCGGACACCUUUUUACUCAUUAUUUGAUAACGUAGACAUGGACUCCGACUCAGAUACUAAUCUGAGCCCAGAAUCUAACCAGCCUGAAUCUCGCCUAACUGAAACAGCCCCAGCAGGAUUGCAUGACAAAGUGGAAGAUUUAGCGUCCGGCUCUCGGACUGACGACUCUUUGUUUAUUCAGCAACCAUCUUUGAGCACAACUGAUCCAACCCUCUCAGUGGAAACAUCUGUGUCAUCUGCAUCAGUUUUAGAAGCAGACGUGACCAAUCAGAAACUGCCUGGGGAGCAACAGACUGAAGUGUCACCUGAUCCCUCUGAUAAUUUGGAAGGGUUAGGGGGGAUUGAUAAAGGGAAGGGUAAUGUAAGCAGGCAAGGUCAACCAAAGAAAAAACCUGUUCCAGAAGAUCUGGAAUCUGCAUUUGAAGAGUUGGCAAGUCAGCAUGGUAUUGAUUUAUUUGGCUCAGGUGAAGUUUCAAACAUAUCUGAUAAUCAGUACAAUGAGUUCAGUUUUGAGUCUUUGGGCAAAAGUAGUGAUGUUAAUCUUUUUGAUGAUUUUGUAAGUCCUGAUACUAAUGAUACGUCUCAUAAACCCGAGGUGCCUUCCGUUGCGGCCUUUUUCACUGGCUUAGACAUUCCAACACUACCUGUUGCCCCUAAAACAACAAAUGCAGCUCUUGUGAAGGCUGUUGCCGAUGACUCUUUUAGUAAGGAAACUGUUGUCAGUCUGACUGCAUCAAGCAGUGACCUUGUUAGUUCAGAAGUUGAUAGUUCCUGUGUUAUUCAUACUGAAAAGUCAGAAUUAGAUGGUCAUGAAAAUGAAAAGAAUGAGUUUAUCAAGAGUGAGAAUGUUCCAAAUGAGGAUGAGGAAUCAGAUUCUGAUCCUGGCCGAUCUGAUACCCUCACAGAGCCAGCCUUAACAGAUAGGUCAGGUUCUGAUGAGCAUGAAAAAACCCAGCAGUUUACUGAUCCUGAGUCUAGCACAGUGAGCUUCAGUGAUCUAGAUGCUGCAGAUUCUUUCCAAGUGCUCAGCUAUCCUGGACAAAGUGUUGAUGCCACCCAGAUUCCGUCCAUCAGUAACAUAGAGUUCCCAGCAGCUUCUGCUGCUGCAUUAGUUAUUGACAUGACAGGUAUACCUAAUGUCUCUGAUAGCUUCUUACAAACCACAGAGGAUAACAUGACGACAGACAGUUUGACACAGUUGGGUGAGAGUUUUGUUAAUAUUGAUGUCCCAAGUAUUCACACCGAGGCACCUGACUUGUUAGAAGGUAGCUAUGAGGCAGAUGUUCAUGCAGACUCAGAAGCAUCUGUUGAACAAGAAGGCAGUGACAUUACAAAUGAAGAGAGUUUUUCUUUUACCAUUGAACCACAAGAGUCACCACAAGGGAAGGAAACUUAUGAAUCAGCAGAUAAUAAUUCAUUUGACAUGGUUGAGACUGCAUCAGAUGUUGACAACAUCACUGAAUCACUAGCAUAUUCAAUGGAUGAGUUGAAUGAAUCAGAAAUUACCGUUGAGUGUAAGCCACUGGAUAGUGUGCUAUCUAACUCGUCUCCAAGCAUUUCAUCAUCUGUUGAGAUUGGAAAUCCAUCAACAGAUGCUGUACGGGACUCCAUGCCAUAUGGUGGAACCGAUGCCAACCCAGAUAUGUCACCAGCAGAUGCUUAUGGCAAUAGAGAUGAGGGUUUGACAGGUGAUGUUGAAUCUCAUGAUGUUGCAGGUAUUUCAGGUGGAAGUCUAGUUGUAGUUGACACAGAAAAGGACAAUGACACAUUUUCUGCUUUGGAGAAACAAACAUUGAGCACAGAAUCAAAUAGUCCAAAGGAAGACUUUGAGACAGUUUUUAGACAUUCAGACACAGAUCUUGUACCUGAUACCAUAAGUGAUAAGAAUGAAUUAGAAAUAACUGCUAAAGAUUAUCCAAACACCUCAAAUACUGCAGCAAAUGCUGAAAAGCAAGAUUUAUUAGAUGGGAAAACAGACGUAGGACACCACAUUCUGUUGCAAAAGGGUAUAAACACUGAGGAUAAAUCUGUAGACCACAUCUCACAAAUUGGUGCAGAGACCAACGCAUCCAUAGGUGGAACAGACAAAGCAGUUGAUGUGAUAUCAGGUCCGGGACCAAUACAUUACAAUGAUGCUGUUACUGAGGGUGACUCAGAGGGCAUUGUUUCUGAGAUUGGCCUUUACUCUCAGAGCCCGAUGGCCAUUGAACAGACCAAGGUUGAUGAUCAUGAUGUCUUAGGUCAGGAACUAAGUUCUUCUAGUAGUGAGAUGGAGGAGGAUGUUCAGACAAUGGUCAGUCAACAAACUGUAAAUCAAACUGAUGUGUUUGAGGGUUUGGUGACAGAUCAAUCUGCAGUGAUUGAAAAAGGUAGUGAUACACAAGGCAGUCUGAUCACACAAGACAAUGAUGUAUCUGUGAAACCUUCCAAUUUCCAAGCAGAUAUUUUUUAUGACAAUUUAUCACCAGUGCAAGCCUUUGAUAACGAUGAAAUUCCAGCCACCUCAAUUUCAAGCAUUUUGAGUGAAGAUGCUAUUGAUGAAACAGACACAGAAAAGGAAAUCCAUGGCUUCAGGCCUGAUGCCCUUCUUCCAGACAUGUCUCCAGAACAGCAUCAGCUACCACCUAGCAAGGACAGUGACUUCACUGGCCUUGAAGAUUUGGAACAAAUCUCUGUGCCAGAUGAUUUACCCUCGGUAUCUGAGCAGUUAAUUGAUAAAGACAAGAUUCUUGAUGAGUCUUCAAAGCCUCAAGAUCAACUCCUUGGUGUUAAUAUUGCACAGCAGGUUCCAUCUAGCGAGAACAAUGACUUCACUGGCCUUCAAGGUUUUGAGCAAAUCCCAGUGCCGAAUGAUUUACCCUCUGUCCCCGAUUCUGAGCAGUUAACUUGCCUUGCUGAUCACAUAUCUCAUCCUGACAUAAGCAUAGAUGCAAAAGAGAGCACUGCAGAAGUUUCCGGUUCAUCAGGCAUGACAUCAAAUGUUUUUGAACCUAGCAAUGUUGAUGACUUUGGCCAAGCAUUCAUCCUUGGAAAGGACUCCUUGAAACAAAGAACUUCAGAACAAAAUGAUGCCCCAGAAGAGGUGUCGUGGGCUUCUGAUGUUUCUGAAGCAGGAAGUGAUAACUCUCUCAAUGAUUUUGAGGACCUUGGUAUGACAACAUCAGAACAAGUGGUAGUGAGUCAACAAGGUGAUGGUAGUGCUGUGUCCACUGAUUCCUUAUUGGAUGACUUUGUUGAAAUCUCCAAUUCCGUAGGAGAACAAGGAUUUCUCAGUGACAUCAGUGAAACCAGUGAAACUCAGGCAAAGUCAGAUUCACAGUUCACAGAAAACACUGAAGUAGCUAAUGAUGGUGAAACUGUUGAAGAAAGAGGAGAUGAAUUUCUAGUCCUUGGUGCAUCAGAGGAAGAGAAACAAACAAAGUUUUACAGUGAUGGCUCAAACGAAAGUAAUUUAGGUCAGAGCGUUAUUGAUUUUCCAGAUUCAUCAUUAACUGACUCACAAGAAUCUGCAGCAUUCCUUGAUUUACCAUCGGAUGAAAAUCACAAAAGUCCUCAAGAUGCGAGCACUUUUAAGUUUGCACCAGACAUUCAGUCUCAAUCAAACUCUCAGGAGGGUCUAGAAAUAGACAAUGAUGAAUUUGGUAUGUCUGAGACUAAAGGGGAAUUAAACACAGCUUCUCCAGUCACCAUUGCAGAAAUUAACAUCGACACUGAUGUGUUAUGUAUGUCACCACCAAUAGCUACAAGUCAAACAGAAGAAGACACUUUGAAACCUAAUCAAAAUGUUUCUUCAGACCUAAAAAAUAUGCAUCCAUCAAGUCAGGAUAUGAUGGCAGAUUCUACUGUAUCUGAUGCUGCACAAGUGAUCAUAUCAGAGGGCAUUGUCAGCAUAUCACCUACUGAGGACAUUAAAACAAGUCAGCCAUCUAAUACCAUUACACCUAUUAACAAUCAAGCCACAGGUAUUGAUGACUUAACAUCUGAAGCAGACCCUGUCUAUGAUGCAUUCCCUUCAGUGGAGACUGUACAAACAGUAGACAGUGAACCAUUUGGCCUGGCAUCUGGUGAGAACACUGUCCCAAGUCUAGAGGCAUCAGAUGCAUUCCCCUCAGUGGAGACUGUACAAACAGCAGACAGUGAUCCAUUUGGCCUGACAUCUGCUACCGGUGAGAACACUGUUCCAAAUCUAGAGGCAUCAGAUGCAUUCCCCUCAGUGGAGACUGAACAAACAGGAGACAGUGAUUCAUUUGGCUUGACAUCUGGUGAGAACACUGUUCCAAAUCUUGAAGCAUCAGAUGCAUUCACCUUGGUGGAGACUGAACAAACAGCAGACAGUGAUCCAUUUGGCCUGACAUCUGGUACUGGUGAGAACACUGCUCCAAAUCUAGAGGCACCAGAUGCAUUCCCCUCAGUGGAGACUGUACAAACAGGAGACAGUGAUCCAUUUGGCCUGACAUCUGGUACUGGUGAGAACAUUGUUCCAAAUCUUGAGGCAUCAGAUGCAUUCCCCUCAGUGGAGACUGUACAAACAGCAGACAGUGAUCCAUUUGGCCUGACAUCUGGUACUGGUGAGAACACUGUUCCAAAUCUUGAAGCAUCAGAUGCAUUCACCUUGGUGGAGACUGGACAGACACAAGACAGUGAUCCAUUUGGUCUGACAUCUGCUACUGGUGAGAACACUGCUCCAAAUCUUGAGGCAUCAGAUGCAUUCCCCUCAGUGGAGACUGUACAAACAGCAGACAGUGAUCCAUUUGGCCUGACAUCUGCCACUAAUGUGAAUGCUGUUCCAAAUCUAGAGACAUCAGAUGCAUUCCCCUCAGUGGAGACUGUACAAACAGCAGACAGUGGUCCAUUUGGCCUGACAUCUGCUACUGGUGAGAACACUGCUCCAAAUCUUGAGGCAUCAGAUGCAUUCCCCUCAGUGGAGACUGUACAAACAGCAGACAGUGAUCCAUUUGGCCUGACAUCUGCCACUAAUGUGAAUGCUGUUCCAAAUCUAGAGACAUCAGAUGCAUUCCCCUCAGUGGAGACUGUACAAACAGCAGACAGUGAUCCAUUUGGCCUGACAUCUGCUACUGGUGAGAACACUGUUCCAAAUCUUGAAGCAUCAGAUGCAUUCACCUUGGUGGAGACUGAACAAACAGCAGACAGUGAUCCAUUUGGCCUGACAUCUACUACUGGUGAGAACACUGUUCCAAAUCUAGAGGCAUCAGAUGCAUUCCCCUCAGUGGAGACUGUACAAACAGCAGACAGUGAUCCAUUUGGCCUGACAUCUGGUACUGGUGAGAACACUGUUCCAAAUCUUGAAGCAUCAGAUGCAUUCACCUUGGUGGAGACUGAACAAACAGCAGACAGUGAUCCAUUUGGCCUGACACCUGGUACUGGUGAGGACACUGUUCCAAAUCUUGAAGCAUCAGAUGCAUUCACCUUGGUGGCAACUGAACAAACAGCAGACAGUGAUUCAUUUGGCCUGACAUCUGGUACUGGUGAGAACACUGUUCCAAAUCUAGAGGCACCAGAUGCAUUCCCCUCAGUGGAGACUGUAAAAACAGCAGACAGUGGUCCAUUUGACCUGACAUCUGCUUCUGGUGAAGUCACUGUUCCAAAUCUUGAGACAUUAGAUGCAUUCCCCUCAGUGGAGACUGGACAGACACAAGACAGUGAUCCAUUUGGCCUGACAUCUGCCACUAAUGUGAACGCUGUUCCAAAUCUUGAGACACCAGAUGCAUUCCCCUCAGUGGAGACUGUACAAACAGCAGACAGUGAUCCAUUUGGCCUGACAUCUGCUACUGGUGAGAACACUGUUCCAAAUCUUGAAGCAUCAGAUGCAUUCACCUUGGUGGAGACUGAACAAACAGAAGACAGUGAUCCAUUUGGCCUGCCAUCUGCUACUGGUGAGGACACUGUUCCAAAUCUUGAAGCAUCAGAUGCAUUCACCUUGGUGGCGACUGAACAAACAGCAGACAGUGAUCCAUUUGGCCUGACAUCUGGUACUGGUGAGAACACUGUUCCAAAUCUAGAGGCACCAGAUGCAUUCCCCUCAGUGGAGACUGUACAAACAGCAGACCGUGAUCCAUUUGGCCUGACAUCUGGUACUGGUGAGAACACUGUUCCAAAUCUAGAGGCACCAGAUGCAUUCCCCUCAGUGGAGACUGUACAAACAGGAGACAGUGAUCCAUUUGGCUUGACAUCUGGUGAGAACACUGUUCCAAAUCUUGAGGCAUCAGAUGCAUUCACCUUGGUGGAGACUGAACAAACAGCAGACAGUGAUCCAUUUGGCCUGACAUCUGCCACUAAUGUGAACGCUGUUCCAAAUCUAGAGGCACCAGAUGCAUUCCCCUCAGUGGAGACUGUACAAACAGCAGACAGUGAUCCAUUUGGCCUGACAUCUGCUACUGGUGAGAACACUGUUCCAAAUCUAGAGGCAUCAGAUGCAUUCCCCUCAGUGGAGACUGUACAAACAGGAGACAGUGAUCCAUUUGGCUUGACAUCUGGUGAGAACACUGUUCCAAAUCUUGAGGCAUCAGAUGCAUUCACCUUGGUGGAGACUGAACAAACAGCAGACAGUGAUCCAUUUGGCCUGACAUCUGCUACUGGUGAGAACACUGCUCCAAAUCUUGAGACAUUAGAUGCAUUCCCCUCAGUGGAGACUGAACAAACAGCAGACAGUGAUCCAUUUGGCCUGACAUCUACUACUGGUGAGAACAUUGCUCCAAAUCUUGAGGCAUCAGAUGCAUUCCCCUCAGUGGAGACUGUACAAACAGGAGACAGUGAUCCAUUUGGCCUCACAUCUGCUGAGAACACUGCUCCAAAUCUAGAGGCAUCAGAUGCAUUCCCCUCAGUGGAGACUGUACAAACAGCAGACAGUGGUCCAUUUGGCCUCACAUCUGCUUCUGGUGAAGACACUGUUCCAAAUCUUGAGACAUUAGAUGCAUUCCCCACAGUGGAGACUGGACAGACACAAGACAGUGAUCCAUUUGGUCUGACAUCUGCUACUGGUGAGAACACUGCUCCAAAUCUUGAGGCAUCAGAUGCAUUCCCCUCAGUGGAGACUGUACAAACAGCAGAUAGUGAUCCAUUUGGCCUGACAUCUGGUACUGGUGAGAACACUGUUCCAAAUCUUGAAGCAUCAGAUGCAUUCCCCUCAGUGGAGACUGUACAAACAGCAGACAGUGAUCCAUUUGGCCUGACAUCUGGUGAGAACACUGCUCCAAAUCUAGAGGCAUCAGAUGCAUUCCCCUCAGUGGAGACUGUACAAACAGCAGACAGUGAUCCAUUUGGCUUGACAUCUGGUGAGAACACUGUUCCAAAUCUUGAAGCAUCAGAUGCAUUCACCUUUGUGGAGACUGAACAAACAGCAGACAGUGGUCCAUUUGGCCUGACAUCUGCUACUGGUGAGAACACUGCUCCAAAUCUUCAGACACCAGAUGCAUUCCCCUCAGUGGAGACUGGACAAACAGCAGACAGUGAUCCAUUUGGCCUGACAUCUGGUACUGGUGAGAACACUGUUCCAAAUCUUGAAGCAUCAGAUGCAUUCACCUUGGUGGAGACUGGACAGACACAAGACAGUGAUCCAUUUGGCCUGACAUCUGCCACUAAUGUGAGCGCUGUUCCAAAUCUAGAGGCACCAGAUGCAUUCCCCUCAGUGGAGACUGUACAAACAGCAGACAGUGAUCCAUUUGGCCUGACAUCUGCUACUGGUGAGAACACUGCUCCAAAUCUUGAGACACCAGAUGCAUUCCCCUCAGUGGAGACUGAACAAACAGAAGACAGUGAUCCAUUUGGUGUGACAUCUGCUACUGGUGAGAACACUGUUCCAAAUCUUGAGGCACUGGAUGCAUUCACCUCGGUGGAGACUGUACAAACAGCAGACAGUGAUCCAUUUGGCCUGACAUCUGGAGAGAACACUGUUCCAAAUCUAGAGGCACCAGAUGCAUUCCCCUCAGUGGAGACUGUACAAACAGAAGACAGUGAUCCAUUUGGCCUGACAUCUGCCACUGGUGAAGACACUGUUCCAAAUCUUGAGACAUUAGAUGCAUUCCCCUCAGUGGAGACUGGACAAACAGAAGACAGUGAUCCAUUUGGCCUGACAUCUGCUCCUGGUGAAGACACUGUUCCAAAUCUUGAGACAUUAGAUGCAUUCCCCUCAGUGGAGGCUGGACAAACAGAAGACAGUGAUCCUUUUGGCCUGACAUCUGCCACUAAUGUGAACGCUGUUCCAAAUCUAGAGGCACCAGAUGCAUUCCCCUCAGUGGAGCCUGGAGAGACACAAGACAGUGAUCCAUUUGGUCUGACAUCUGCUACUGGUGAGAACACUGCUCCAAAUCUUGAGGCAUCAGAUGCAUUCCCCUCAGUGGAGACUGUACAAACAGAAGACAGUGAUCCAUUUGGCCUGUCAUCUGCUACUGGUGAGGACACUGUUCCAAAUCUUGAAGCAUCAGAUGCAUUCACCUUGGUGGAGACUGGACAAACAGCAGACAGUGAUCCAUUUGGCCUGACAUCUGCUUCUAAUGUGAACGCUGUUCCAAAUCUAGAGGCACCAGAUGCAUUCCCCUCAGUGGAGAGUGGACAGACACAAGACAGUGAUCCAUUUGGUGUGACAUCUGCUACUGGUGAGGACACUGUUCCAAAUCUUGAAGCAUCAGAUGCAUUCACCUUGGUGAAGACUGGAAAAACAGCAGACAGUGAUCCAUUUGGCCUGACAUCUGCUACUGGUGAGAAAACUGCUCCAAAUCUUAAAGAAUCAGAUGCAUUCCCCUCAGUAGAGACUGUACAAACAGCAGACAGUGAUCCAUUUGGCCUGACAUCUGGAGAGAACACUGUUCCAAAUCUAGAGGCACCAGAUGCAUUCCCCUCAGUGGAGACUGUACAAACAGAAGACAGUGAUCCAUUUGGCCUGACAUCUGCUACUGGUGAGAACACUGCUCCAAAUCUUGAGACAUUAGAUGCAUUCCCCUCAGUGGAGACUGGACAGACACAAGACAGUGAUCCAUUUGGCCUGACAUCUGCCACUGGUGAGAACGCUGUUCCAAAUCUAGAGGCACCAGAUGCAUUCCCCUCAGUGGAGACUGUACAAACAGAAGACAGUGAUCCAUUUGGCCUGACAUCUGCUAUUGGUGAGAACACUGCUCCAAAUCUUGAGACAUUAGAUGCAUUCCCCUCAGUGGAGACUGGACAGACACAAGACAGUGAUCCAUUUGGUCUGAAGUCUGCUACUGGUGAGAACACGGCUCCAAAUCUGGGUGCAGCACGUUCAUUCCCUUCAGUAAUAGGAAACAAAGUAAAUAUUGAUCCAUUUGGCCUUUCAUCUUCCCAGGACAACACUGUUCCUUGUAGUGUUGAACCAAACCCCUCAGCCGAGACCAGUCAAAUUGCAGACAGUGAUCCAUUUGGCAUGACAGCUCUUUCUCAGAAUGAUACUGUUCCAAAUCUCAGCACAUCAAAUACGUUCCCUUCAGUAGAGACCGGUCAGACAGCAGACAGUGAUCCCUUUGGCCUGACAUUGCAGGUUGAUCCAAGUCAACUUGAGACUGGUGACAUGUUUGAUUUUAACUCUGGUAAUAAAUUAGGCAGUGGCGCUGCUGAACAAAGCCCCAUGACAGUUUCUGGGAUGUUGUUAGACUUUGUGCAGGCUGGUUCUGAGGCACCAUCUCGGGCAAACAGUGGCACCUCGGCUGACAUGUUCGGAUCUUCACUAGAUUUUUCAUCUUCUCAAGACUUGAGCCAAUCAGCUGCUGACACCAAAGAAUCUGACCAAUCAGCAUUGUUAGAUAUGUUUGAAAAACCACCUCCUUCCACAGAAGUUGAGCCACAAAAGAGUGACACCUCUUCACUUGUUGAUCUUUUUUGAAAUGUCAUUUGUUCAAACACGUAGAAAUCAGUCCAUGAGACUUAACAAAUGCAUUUGAGACAUUUUGAUUUUCAAAUAUGGCAAUUUACUUAACAUAUUCAUCCUUACAAGAGGAAUUGUUGAAAAAAUAAUAUUACUGUGAAUAACAUUUUAUGUACAUGAUGCAGAACUUGGGCACCUUAUUAGAAAAAGUACCCAAACUGAAAAUAACUGCUUAUAUUUGCAGCUGUUCCAUAUUUGUAUAAUUUUGUUUUCACAAUUGGGUUUUGUUGACCUUGCCUCCUGUUGUCACUGUAAAACUGAUGGUGCUGGAGAUGCUCCCGCUGGUGAGACGGAAGCGGCUGGUCAGAAGACUGUCCUCUGUAGAACACUACACAAUACCAUGUUGAUGUUAUCUGUUUCCUUUAUCCCAAAGUUUUCUACACAAAGCAGUAAAAUAUAUACAACUUGUAUCUGAAAUAGAUAUGCUUGUUAUGUGAUAAGGCACAGCACAGUUUUACCAAAGGUGUAUAGCUACGAAAUCCUAUCUGUUUUGUUCCUACUUCCUCAUAUUGUUUAAGCUGGUGGAAGUCUGAAACAUAGUUCAGUUUGACAUGAAGGCAUAUCUUUAGUCCUGAUUCACCUCUUGAUACUUGGUAUGUGUUAAUAGAACAAGUGUUAAAUGGGAGUAUGGAGAUAUAGAUAGAUAGGCAUACUAUUGUCUGUCUUAUAAUAUACUUUAUCAAAUUAUUUCUUUCACUCACUGUAACUUUUUCAAAAAAUGUAUUUCUUUAUGACUAUGACCAAGGGUAGGUAACUCUGCUUCCUCAGAUUAUCUUGCAAAGUACAUAUGACUUCCUCUAUCUGAAAAACCUUAUUGACCCAAGAUGUACUAAACAUCAUUUGCUUAGAACCACCUUCUUUGAUUAAAGAUGACUAUUUUGGUUCUUGGCAAAUGUUGAGUUGUAUAUGUUUUUGGGGGACUUGGUGUAAGUUACUCUAUUAACUGGUACAUUAUCAUCUUUAUGAAAAACCUUUUGUCCCAUAACAAAUCUUGGAGCCCUUUAAGAUCUUGUAAUCUGCAUGUUUUUUCUUUGACUACUGCACAGGUAGAUACUGUCAUGUGAUGUGCUCAAAAGCAGAGAGUAUCUGACAAAAUGAAGUUGUUUGUGUUAGUUCAAGUUAAAUUUAUGAUGUAUGUUAUACUUUCAUAUGGCAGACUUUGAUAAGACAGUUCAUUAAAUUGUGACAUGAUACUUGGUUAACCGUGUCACCUCGAACCCACAGUACAUUUAAACAUUAGCUGUGACUCCAUGUUAGUGAUUGCUCAUGCAUGUUCUACGGUUGUGUUUUAAGUUAAUAUUAGUUGUCCUUGUACUAUUUUUGCCGACCUACUAUUUCCCUGUAUACUAAUAUUCAGUAACAGGUCUUGAGUCGUCCCAAGGCUGCCAUGAUUGAUUGUGCUUAUUAAAUGAUUACUAACUGAAUAUGAAUGCAUAAUAUACAAGGUGUUGUGCUGAUUUUGAUUGGGUUUGUUAAUUAGCUUCCCAUGUUAUUACUUUACCAGUGUUAAUAAUGUGUUUUGCUUGAUGCUUGUUGAUAGGUUCGUCUACCCAAAGCAUGUGCAAUAUAAUCCAACAUACGACACUCAUUGUCCAUUUUGUUUUAUGGUAUGUUUGAAAAAAGGAAACACGAUUUACUUGUUCGUUGUCAUCAGAUUUAAUUUCCUGGAAUAUAAAAUAAAACAUGACUGAAAUAAAAGUUCAAUAAAAUAAGUUUCAUUACAGCUCCACCAUUUUCAUCUUAGUGAUGAAUUCUUAAUUGGUUAUUUUUAGUGCCCGUGUUGCUUGAAUGGCACUUGUUCUAGUCAAGUAGAAAGAGGUGCUAAGGUUUUAAAUGUUAUUCAUUGGAUGUCAGGACUGGUUUUAGAACAAAUAGUGCAAGGCAGUGUUGUCUCUUCAGUUUCCUUUUGCAGCACAGGAUAUUCUCAUGUAGUAGUUUCAUAGGAAAGACCUUUGUGAACAUAAGCUAAAUAAUCAGUUCAUGUAUAGUCUUAUAUAGGUCUUUAAAUGUAUUAUGAUGCUGUAGCAUUGGUAUUCUUUACAGCAAAACUAUGUAUUAUGUUGAACAAUAACUGAAAUUAUGUUAUUAGAUUACAAUAAAAUAGCGAUCAUAAUAUAUUAUUAAUUAAAAAAUUCUAAUAAAUUACAAGAAAAAUAAGAUAUAAAUAAGUUCAGUUAGUUACCUUAAUCAUCAAAUAAUAAAGAUGUCCUAGAUGACUACUUUGCAAAGUAUUUACUGUCAAAGUUUAAAUCUGUAUAAUUUGUAGCCAUGGUAUUUUCUAUUCACUUGGUUUACCAAUUGUGUUUCCUAAACAUAAAGACAGCGAUCGAGAUAAAAUAAAAUUCCAAAACAUUUUUUUUUACAUGAUUUCUUAAGAAAUUGUUAGUCGAUUGAAAUGACAAAAAGAAGGUAUUAUGGGGGAAUAAAAAUGUCAGGUUUGCUUUUCUUUCUAUAUUGAUCCACAAAUAAUGCAGGGAAGCAAUUAAAACUUGUUACAGUUUAAUUUCUUUUUUUCACACUUGUGAAUACUUGGGCAGGCGGAUUCGUAAACUCAAAUAAUUAAAAACUAUAAACUUGGGUGUGUUUGGGUCUAUAUUUACUGUAUUGAAUAUAAACUAUUAUCCUCUUCCACCUUGUCCUGUAUAUACAGUAUUGCUACAAUGUACCCAUUAUGCCUUGAUGUAUAUAUCACAUCACAUUCACAGAUGAUAACUUCAGUAUAAGGACUGUUCAGUUUGACUACAAUUGUGGUGUAACAAAUAUUAGUUAUGAAUUAUUUUGAUGUAGGUUGUGAGAUUGUAUUGAGAUUGCUAGUAUUUAAAACAAGUAUGUGUGUUAUGUGAAGUACCGGUCAACUGUUAUUACAGGGUUGUGGAAAUGCUUUGCUCAUGUGCCCAACCAUAGUAUGUGAUUACUUAAUGAGUAAAUUUACAAGCUUAGUCACCCAUCUGAUUCCAGGUUAAAUCCAAAAAGGAAAAUGUGUGUGUAUAAAAUACUAGUAUACUACUCAAAAAAAAAAGAAUACCAGAUUCUUUCAUAUUACUAUCAUUAUACUCAUGGCAUAAUAUGAAAAAGUCAGGUGCUCUUUAACUUCUUUUGAGUGGUAUAUAUAAGUGAACUUUGAACCUGGACACUAAAUGUUAACUGUUCAUCUCCCCUGUACUCUAGUUCCACCUCCCUGUAGACGUUCAAUGACAAAGAGUGCUCAAACAGCAUCUUAUCAAGCUACGACUUCUAAAUGUAGAUUUGUAUAUUAAUUAGGUUUUAGGGAAUCUGUAUUGUGUAAUCAAGUUUUGUCAAGAAGCAUCUUAAAUUACUUUUUUUAAAGAAACCCAAAAUACUUCAUUUAUUUUGUGAUACCAUACUUCCCCGGGAUGUUAUUUUUUCUUCAAUUUGCAUAUAUUCAUUUUACAAUAUCAUUUAAUUGGAUUACAAUAUUUACAUUUACUUUAUUUACAUCAAAAUGCUGUCAGUGAUUAUUUGUGUGCCCUUUCUUUUAUGAAAUGGAUGAAAUUUAAGAGUUGGAUUUCCUCAUACAUAUCAUUUUAAAUGUUGAUUUAUGUAUAAAUCACUGAUGUCGAUAGUACUGAUUUAUAUUUAUUUACAGUCUGUGUCCUUGACUCACUAUAAAUCAAGUGCCAAUAAACCCACUGAUUGUCACGGUCA
Haliotis rufescens (red abalone) is the source of this 16965-nucleotide messenger RNA. RefSeq lists its product as uncharacterized. The transcript is spliced from 16 exons. Gene Ontology annotation, biological process: protein phosphorylation. Gene Ontology annotation, molecular function: ATP binding; protein kinase activity. The record is from RefSeq and is a predicted model, not a curated record. Lineage: Eukaryota; Metazoa; Mollusca; Gastropoda; Lepetellida; Haliotidae. The coding region runs from base 139 to 13257 and encodes 4372 amino acids.